This is a messenger RNA of Hyaena hyaena (striped hyena), 1232 nucleotides long. RefSeq names its product histone H3-4-like. Gene Ontology annotation, molecular function: structural constituent of chromatin; DNA binding; protein heterodimerization activity. The transcript has 2 exons. Bases 1 to 549 code for a protein of 182 amino acids. Gene Ontology annotation, cellular component: nucleosome. The record is from RefSeq and is a predicted model, not a curated record. Lineage: Eukaryota; Metazoa; Chordata; Mammalia; Carnivora; Hyaenidae.
AUGCGACAACUAGCACCAGCUCGAGGUAGUCGAGUUCAAACCCAAGGCUCUUUUCAGGGCCACCUACAUUUUCUGGAAAAGAAUCUUUCUCGAGUACUGAAAUUUCUCGGUGCAAAAGAGCUGCUCUCCGAGACAAGUGGGCAUCGCAGCGAGCAGCCGGCCACGGGCGGCGUCAAGAAGCCGCACCGCUACCGGCCCGGCACGGUGGCCCUGCGCGAGAUCCGCCGCUACCAGAAGUCCACCGAGCUGCUCAUCCGCAAGCUGCCGUUCCAGCGGCUGGUGCGCGAGAUCGCGCAGGACUUCAAGACCGACCUGCGCUUCCAGAGCUCGGCCGUCAUGGCGCUGCAGGAGGCGUGCGAGGCCUACCUCGUGGGGCUCUUCGAGGACACCAACCUGUGCGCCAUCCACGCCAAGCGCGUCACCAUCAUGCCCAAGGACAUCCAGCUCCCCUGCAGGUCAACGGAGAGCGUCAGGGCCCAGUGUUCUCCCCGUAGGGUCCGCCACAUCCGUUCUUCCGAACCACUGCCUUCACCCCACCCUCCGUGUUAGAUGAAAUGAGUAAAAUACUGGGAUCACACUGGUAGGUAUGACACCAUUCUGGAGCCAGAGAAACGUCUCAGGUUUGGGAUGAGCCUCGUCUUCAGUGCUGUUGCUUCGAGGUGCACUGUCCCACCUUAAGUUAGUCCAAACAUUUCCACAACUAUUGCCCUUGAAAUGUAAGGUGUUGCUAAUCACCCAGGCUGUUCUGCCUUACAGAUUUCAAGGUCCAUGUGGAGUAAGGAAAAUAUGAGCGGGGGGCUGUAUGGUUCGGCAAAGCAAUGCUUCUGAUUGAAGGCCUACGGGGAGUGUGGGCUCCUGACAAACCUGGGUCUCUCUGCCAAGCCGACGGCUUAGGUCUGGAAGAAGGUUAAUUGAUGUGUGUUUCCCUUAACUUUUGUUAAGUAAGGAAAACCCUGCCAAUGGUUUUUACUUCCCAGGGCACAACGUUGCCUCCUAUUUUCUGUUCACUGAACUCCUUUAACGGAUGUCAUCUCAAAAAGGGGGGUAAAAGCCUUCUUAGCUCUUUUUCUUAAAUGUCACGGACACCUUCGGCAGCCUGGUGACGUUUAUGGAAAUCCUUCUCUGGAUAAUAUUUGAAGUGUAUAAAAUGCAAAAAUUGCAAGAAGUGUUUAUUCCACUUUAACUUCUCCAAGUUAAAAAAAAUAAAUUUGAUCGGCUUGGACCAGUGCUUA